AUCUUCCUUCCCGUUAUUAUCUCUUUUCUACCUAAUGACCCACCCGAACACACACACACACUCUCUCUCUCUAUCUUUCUAUUCUCUUUCAUCUAACUCAUCACGCUGGUCUGAGACUUUUGACAGCACCGAGUCAUGUCCUCCUCGAACCUCUCCGACUCGUAAGAGAUAAAAUCGGGAAAUUUUUAUAACCAUGUCUUCCCGUUUUGCCCCUUGUUUUACUCUUUAUUCUCAAAUCUGCAACUCUAACUCAUCUCAGCGACGAGCCUUGAUCGGAGCCAACCACACCUCCGCUCGAUUCUGCUCUCGCUAACACCUAGACCCCCCACCCUUCCCUCUCUUCCUCUGUCUCCUGCAAUUCCUUCAUAUUUUUUUUGAGGAAUUUUUAAAAACUUUUUGGCAAUUUUUUUGUGAUUAUUUACUUUGUGAAAAAAAAAAAGAAAAAAAAAAAAAAGAAGUUUCUCAAAGGUUAUAGGGGGGUUAUGGAGCCUACCACAGGGAAACCCAGCUUUCUGAGGAAUUUUAUGGUACGGUUGCUUUCCUUCGGGGUCUUGCUUAUUGCCGCCCGAUUUGCUUACGUCAUCACAAUCGCCGGUGAGUCUUGUAAUGUCGGAAACUUCUGCUUCUUUUCGCUGCCGGAGAAUCUAAACUUCGUCAUCGCCGGUCCCGGUUCGGGAGGUUCGGCGGUCGUGGUCAACAAGGCCAUUGGUUCCUCUGCGGCCGUGCCUCCCCAGCGCGAGCUUUACACCAGCAAAGAUUGGAUCAAGGCCGUCAAUUUCUAUUCUUCCAUAUUUCAAGAUCUGAUGGCUCAGGGGUACCUCUCGCCGGACUCAAAGUCUCUCUGCGUCGAAACCCCGAACGGCCAGGACGUCUUUGCCUUGAAAGAGAUCGGAGUCAAAGACUCGGUUGGGACUUUCAAGAAGGGUUCGCGGCCUUUGGUGGUUUCCGGCGAGGCCCAUCGUCUGCCGUUCGACGACAAUACCUUCGACUUCGUGUUCUCCGGCGGUGGUCGGCUCGACAAAUCGCCCCGGCCUUUGGCAUUCGCUUCGGAGAUCAUACGGACGCUGAAACCCGAAGGGUUUGCGGUGGUCCAUGUAAGCGCCAAAGACACGUACAGUUUCAAUUCCUUUCUUGCAUUGUUCAAUUACUCCCAUUUGUUAACGAUACGUGAUAUUGAUGGGUUCGAUUCUUCGAUGCCUCAUAUACGCGAAAUGGUUCUGAAAAAAGAAUUUGCAACUCAGGGCCAUGCGUUCAAUGAAAAUUCUGGGAAAAAGUGCUCGGUUCCUGGGUAUAAGCAAGAGUUGGUCAGAAAGGCUGAGCCGUUGAUUGCGAAAGAGCCAUUGAAGCCUUGGAUUACUUUGAAGAGGAAUAUACAGAAUAUCAAAUAUCUUCCAUCAAUGGCUGAUAUAAGCUUUAAGAAUAGGUAUGUUUAUGUGGAUGUUGGAGCAAGAAGCUAUGGUUCUAGCAUUGGAAGUUGGUUCAAGAAACAAUACCCAAAACAGAACAAGACCUUCGAUGUUUACGCCAUUGAAGCGGACAAAACUUUCCAUGAGCAGUAUAAAGUGAAGAAAAGGGUCACUCUUCUGCCAUAUGCGGCUUGGGUGAGGAAUGAGACUUUGUCCUUCGAAAUUAACCGAGACCCAGGUGAGAAAGUCUCGGAUAAAGGUAGAGGCAUGGGAAGAAUUCAACCGGUGACAUCGAAAGGUGGUAGCUUUGAUGGAGAGGUGGAUGAGAUUCAGGGGUUUGAUUUCGCAGAUUGGUUGAAGAACACUGUCACUGAGAAAGAUUUCGUGGUGAUGAAGAUGGAUGUUGAAGGGACAGAAUUCGAUUUGAUUCCAAGGUUGUUUGAAACAGGAGCCAUUUGUUUGAUUGAUGAGAUUUUCCUGGAAUGCCAUUACAAUAGGUGGCAAAGAUGUUGCCCUGGUGAGAGAAGUACAAAAUAUGAGAAAACAUAUGGCCAAUGCUUGGAUCUAUUUACUUCUCUAAGGCAAAGUGGAGUUCUAGUUCAUCAGUGGUGGUGAUCUGGUAACCAGUUGCCACCCUUUACGUAUGUGUACUUUUUUUUUAACUUUCUCACAGAAUUUUUUUCUUCCUCUUAUUGCAAUUUUUUCUUUUACAGAGUUCGCUUGUUAAAUUUAUUUCUUGUAAGAAUUGUAGCUUCAAAGUGAAAAUUUCUUUACUCA
Molecule: messenger RNA, 2183 nt
Organism: Ziziphus jujuba (common jujube)
Lineage: Eukaryota; Viridiplantae; Streptophyta; Magnoliopsida; Rosales; Rhamnaceae
Exons: 1
Coding region: 483-2021 (512 amino acids)
Molecular function (GO): S-adenosylmethionine-dependent methyltransferase activity
Source: RefSeq, a predicted model, not a curated record